This is a messenger RNA of Elgaria multicarinata webbii, 2543 nucleotides long. RefSeq names its product exonuclease 1 (gene EXO1). The coding region runs from base 42 to 2486 and encodes 814 amino acids. Gene Ontology annotation, molecular function: metal ion binding; DNA binding; 5'-3' DNA exonuclease activity. Gene Ontology annotation, biological process: mismatch repair; DNA recombination. The transcript has 13 exons. The record is from RefSeq and is a predicted model, not a curated record. Gene Ontology annotation, cellular component: nucleus. Lineage: Eukaryota; Metazoa; Chordata; Lepidosauria; Squamata; Anguidae.
UUGUGUCUCCCCACCAGCUUGCCGAAUCUGACUGAAGUAGGAUGGGAAUCCAAGGUUUGCUCCAGUUUAUCAAAGAGGCUGCUGAACCUGCUCACGUGAAGAAAUACAAAGGACAAGUGGUUGCUGUGGAUACUUACUGCUGGCUGCACAAAGGAGCCUAUGCAUGCUCUGAAAAGCUGGCCAAAGGAGAACCAACAGAUCAAUAUGUAACUUACUGCAUGAAACAUGUUGACAUGCUUCUGUCAUUUGGGGUCAAACCUAUUCUAGUAUUUGAUGGAUGUACACUGCCUUCCAAAAAGGAAGUUGAAAAGUCACGAAGAGAGAAACGGCAAACAAAUUUUCUAAAGGGGAAACAGCUGCUUCGUGAAGGGAAAUCAUCGGAAGCUAGAGAAUGUUUUGCACGUAGCAUUAACGUUACACAUGCUAUGGCCUGUGAAGUUAUUAAAGCUGCCCGAGCCCAAGGAAUAGAUUGCAUUGUUGCUCCAUAUGAAGCUGAUGCACAGCUAGCCUACCUUAACAAGACGGGCAUAGUCCAAGCUAUAAUUACAGAGGAUUCUGAUCUUCUUGCUUUUGGAUGUAAAAAGGUAUUUCUGAAAAUUGACAAGUUUGGACAUGGCUUAGAAAUUGAUCAAGCCCGAUUAGGAAUGUGCAAACAGCUUGGAGAUGUGUUUACAGAAGAGAAAUUUCGUUACAUGUGUAUUCUCUCUGGCUGUGACUACCUUCCAUCAAUUCACGGCAUUGGCUUAGGCAAGGCUUGCAAGCUACUAAAAAUAGCCAAUAAUCCUGAUAUUAUAAAGGUGAUUGGGAAAAUGGGACAGUAUUUAAAGAUGAAUAUUGUGGUCCCAGAAGAAUAUAUACAAGGAUUUAUUCGUGCUAAUAAUACUUUCCUCUAUCAGUUGGUUUUUGACCCAGUCAGAAGGAAACUUGUUCCUCUGAAUGCUUAUGAAGAUGGUGUUGAUCCAGAAACACUACUGUAUGCAGGGAGACACUUUGGCGAUAGCACUGCUUUUCAAAUUGCACUUGGAAAUAAAGAUAUCAAUACAAUGGAGCAAACGGAUGACUACAGCCCUGAUACUUCACAGCCUGUGCAUCCAAGAAGUUGUGGCUGGGAUGACAAAUGUGUUAGUGAGAAGCCAUCCAAUUUAAAGAGCAUUUGGAGUAUUGACUACAAACCUGGUUUCCCUGCCAAGAUUACCACAAACUCGUCACCAUUGUUGGAGAAACCUGCAACCAGAGGCAUAGAGCGACUUAUUAACACGAAAGGGCUGAAACUUCCCAGCAAAGCACUAUUGGCAAAAAGGCCCAGGCAUGAAGAGUUAUCAGAAGGAGAUCUGCUGAGCCAGUAUUUUUCAAAUUCAAAGAAAACCAAGACAGAAAACAGUGAAGUUGGUGAGCAUCAGGGGGUUGUUAGUCCAUUGUCUGUGAUCCAUGCUUCAAAGGACCCUUGCAGAAACAAAGAGAGUUCAAACUUCCGGCCUCGGCUGAGAAAUAAAUUUGCCUCCCUUCUGCAGAAGAAAAAUGAAGAGAGUGGUGCAGUCUUUGUUCCUGGGACCAGAAGUAGGUUCUUCAGCAGUAUCAUGGAUCUGCCUGACAAUACAUCAAAGGGUAAAACUGACCAAUCAUCCCAGGACAGUGGUGUGGAUUGUCAAAUUGUGGAAGUAGAAAGUGGUGUAACAGAAGACCACAGUCCUUGCUCACCAGAGACUAGAAAAAAGAUCUCCCCGUCACUUGGGGCAGCACAAGUGAGCUGUUUCAGUUGGCCUGGAAGCCUUGCAGAAAGAUCUGGGACGCCCAGCCCAUCUCAAAGUGUAGCAUUGCUAAAGCGGUUUCACCGACAGACACCCAGCCAAGGCUCACCUCAGGGCUGUAAGGUGCCUGGAUCACAAACAUUAAGCUCCACAGCAAGUAAAGAAUCAGAUGAGGAAUCAUCACCUAUAAAAGAACUCAGUUGUUCUUCAGAACAGAAGUUUGUCAAGCUGUCACAGAGCAGCCAGGACACUUCAGAAAAUUCUCCAGUGACCAAGAAAAAGGCCAUUUCUGACACAGAAUCUGAAUCUAGUCUAGAAACAGAUUGUAAUCUGAAUCCACAGAUCUUUCCAACAAUCUCAGCAUGUACAGAGAAUAAGGACACAGUCUUCAAGAGUGUGGUUCCUGGAUUACGUAAAACCAGUUCUGUGCAAUCCUGUGUUGUGACGAAAAGCAAGUCACUGAUGCCUGCCAAAGUGAGUGGCUUAAGCAGGAAAAUAACAGCUACAAAGAAGAAAAACCAUCAUAAUGCUGAAAAUGAGUCUGGACAGCAGGUGACAAUUAAUGAAUUAUGGAAGAGCUUCCAAUUCAAAAGGGAGUCUGAACGGCUACCCUCUUGCAGAAAACCAGAGCCGUUGUCUCCAAUCAAAGAUAACAACAUUCAGCUUACUCCAGAUACAGACGAUGACACUUUUAAUAAACUUGAAUUCAGUCAAGUACAGCGGAAAAUAUUUCAAUGAACUGAUGCUGCAGAUCAGAGCAAUUUUAUAAUUAUUGGUCAGCCUGACUUCUGAAUG